Halichondria panicea is the source of this 1628-nucleotide messenger RNA. RefSeq names its product isocitrate dehydrogenase [NADP] cytoplasmic-like. Gene Ontology annotation, cellular component: mitochondrion; cytosol; peroxisome. NCBI's taxonomy places the organism in Eukaryota, Metazoa, Porifera, Demospongiae, Suberitida, Halichondriidae. The record is from RefSeq and is a predicted model, not a curated record. The coding region runs from base 147 to 1499 and encodes 450 amino acids. Gene Ontology annotation, biological process: isocitrate metabolic process; NADP+ metabolic process. Gene Ontology annotation, molecular function: isocitrate dehydrogenase (NADP+) activity; NAD binding; magnesium ion binding. The transcript has 14 exons.
UGUUUGUACACGUGUAGUGCAGCAGCACAACAGCCAUAAAUAUCAUUAUUUUUCUCAGUUUGUGUGUGGUCUUUCAAAGCAAACAGCUUCUCAAAAACUGAAAUUAAAGCAUCACCUACGUACUGGCCAGUUGUGCUCAUCGAAAAAUGGCUAGUGUACUAAAAUUCUCUACUUCAGGUUUGCUUUCAGCCCUAAGAACUACAUCUCCAGUUUUCAGAGAGCAUUCACUAUUUCUACUAAGAGCAAUGGCCUCAGCAACAAAGAUAAACGGUGGCACAGUGGUUGAAGCAAAGGGUGAUGAAAUGACCAGGAUCAUCUGGGAAUUGAUCAAGGAAAAACUCAUCUUUCCCUUUGUGGAUCUGGACGUUAAAAGCUAUGAUCUCGGUCUGGAGUACCGUGAUGAGACCAACGAUCAAGUGACUGUGGACUGUGCUGAAGCCAUCAAGAAGUACAAUGUGGGAAUUAAAUGUGCUACCAUCACACCUGAUGAGGCCAGAGUGGAAGAGUUCAAGCUAAAGGAGAUGUGGAAGUCACCUAAUGGUACCAUUCGUAACAUUUUGGGUGGAACUGUCUUCAGGGAAGCUAUCAUUUGCAAGAACAUUCCUCGUCUAGUGCCUGGAUGGAAGAAAUCCAUUGUCAUUGGCCGUCACGCUUUUGGAGAUCAGUACAAGGCCACGGACAUUGUGGUGCCUGGCAAUGGUAAAGUGGAGCUGGUGUACACGCCGUCCGACGGUGGAGCGCCGUCUACCUACACGGUGUAUGAGUUCAAGGAUGGCGGUGGUGUCACUAUGGGAAUGUUCAACACAGACAAGAGUAUAACUGACUUUGCCCACAGCUCCUUCAAGUUUGCCUUGCAAAAAGAAUGGCCACUGUACAUGAGCACAAAGAACACAAUCCUGAAGAGGUACGAUGGAAGGUUCAAAGACAUCUUCCAAGAGAUUUAUGACAGUCAGUACAAAUCUCAGUAUGAGGCCAAGGGCAUCUGGUAUGAGCACAGGCUCAUUGAUGACAUGGUGGCACAGGCUAUGAAGAGUGAGGGGGGUUUCGUGUGGGCGUGUAAAAACUACGAUGGUGAUGUUCAGUCUGACAGCAUUGCACAAGGGUACGGCAGUCUUGGUAUGAUGACUAGUGUGCUGCUGUGUCCUGACGGCAAGACAGUGGAGAGCGAGGCUGCUCAUGGUACAGUCACCAGACAUUACCGCCAACAUCAGCAAGGCAAAGAGACCUCCACCAACCCCAUCGCCUCCAUUUUUGCUUGGACUCGAGGACUAUCUCACCGUGCCGAAUUGGACUCCAACAAGGAGCUGGCUGUGUUCGCUGAGAACCUAGAGGCAGUGUGUAUAGACACCAUAGAAAGUGGAGCCAUGACUAAAGACCUUGCGCUGUGCAUCAGAGGCAGUCUCAGCAAAGUGGAUAGGAGUGACUACUUGAACACUUUUGACUUUUUGGACAAGAUAGCUGAGAACCUGAACAAGAAGCAAGCACAAUCCCGUCUCUAACUGCCCAGCUUCAAACUUCAAACUAGAGCAGCACAGGAUUAGCUGUGAUAAACAAGAGUAGAAGAUUUAUAGGCUUUUGAUAAUUAUUAUUUAUUAACUUGCAUUACAUAAUGUGUUUGUGUGCAGUGC